AAUAUCAGAGUUUAUGAACCAGGGAGGGAAAAGCGGAGGAUCGAACCUCGGCAGGUAGGAAUCGGAGAACCCGGAGGGUGGAACAGUUCAACCCGAACCCUGCUCAUGGUACCCCAGGAUAUAGAAGCGAUAGGACCGAUGAUAAUAUUGAGCCUGAGAGUAUAGUUAAUACUGGGAUAAAAACAUGUGAACUUCGUGAAGGUAAAAGAUAGAUGAUUGAUGAACAUCAUUCAACACUUUCCAAACAGUUGGCCCUUGCUUCUUCUCAAGACAAUCAAAAGUUUGGUUUACAGAAAUUGGCGCUAAAUUUGCAGGAUAAAAGGGCGUACACACACCAGGUUUUAAUGGGACAUGGAGCAGAGCAGGAAUAUACUUAUGGAGCUGAGAGAGGAACUUGCAUAAAUUCUCCAGUAUACUCCUGGAGGUGAGAGAGGAACUGUAUUCUCCGGUAUACUCCUGGAGCUGAGAGAGGAACUUGCCUAAAUUCUCCAGUAUAAUACUGGAGCUGAGAGAGGAACUGUAUUCUCCAAUAUACUCCUAAAGCUGAGAGAGGAACUGUAUUCUCCAGUAUAUUUUUGGAGCUGAGAGAGGAACUGUAUUCUCCAAUAUAUUCCUGAGGCUGAGAGAGGAUCUGUAUUCUCCAGAAUUCUCCUGGAGCUGAGAGAAGAACUUUAUUCUCCAGUGUACUCCUGGAGCUAAGAAAAGAACUGUAUUCUCCAGUAUUCUCUUUUAGAUAAGAGAAUUACGGUAUUUUCCAGAAUAUUCUUGGUGCCGAGAGAAAAAACAUUAUCUUCAAUCCUGUUCGGAGAAUAAUCUCUCCUAGAACCGAACCCUGAGGAGAGAAAGAUAGAUCUGGUGAAUGGUCGGGUUGUAAUGAAUACGCUCCGGGACGAAGACGGAUUAUCUUUUGUAUCCGGAGCUCUUAAGAGAUAGGUUGGAAACAGCUGAAUAUGUUCCCACUCUAUACAAUAUAAUAACCCAGAAAAUUUGCUGGCACGACACUUUUUCAAACAAAACCAGCAAUGUAAUAAAAAUCUUUAAACAUGAAAAAGUCUCUUCUACAAAAAACUGGGAGACAAAAGAGACAAUACUCUGUAAUCUGAGCAGAUUCGGAGAACGUAAUAUACAAGUUGAAGAGGAUCUAAUCCUUGGUUAAGGACUGAUAACUAUGGAGAUUACUCUUCUCAUAUUGAUCUUCAUCUCUCUUCCAAGUCCAGGUUCUCCGAGUUGGAUAAAUCUUCCAUCAAGAUAUGUUGCACUGGAACGAGAUCUAGCCGUCAGUUACGAGAUUGAAAAGUUUGAUCCUGCGAGGUUUAAUGAUAUCCACACACUCCUGCAUGCUGGACCUGCUCUUCUCUAUGCAGCUCGGAUACCGGUCGGAACCGGAGUCAUCAUUAUUCCAUGCGGAGUUAUCACCUACGCAGGGAAUCAUUCCCUGUCUAUUGCGUACACUAACGGAACCAUGAUUGCGUCAGGAUUCUUUCAGGUUGUUUGGCCUGUGAUAACAUUGAAUACUCCAACCCGAGUUGAAACCUACACUACAGAUGUUACUCUAGGAGUAAGUUUUACCAGAGCAGUCUGUUCUCCUAAAGGACGGAGGGAAGAGGGUGUGCUGCAAGGGGGAGAGUUUGGUACACCUACAAUUUGGUUAAAGUUGAUGUUGUGCAAUGAUAAUAAUUGUUCUAAGAAUGAUGUUUAUUAUCUUGUCAAGUUAGAUUCAUUCUAUUCUCGUCCAUCCUCUGUAGUUACAGUUCCCUGCAGGUUCUGGGGUUGGCCUGGAGUUUAUCAGGUUAGGAUCGGGGCGGAGAUAAUGAUAAAAGAUGAUGAUUCAAGAGAUAAUGGUCUUAUUGCCACCAGCUUGGGGAUCGAAGUUGCCUGGAGUCUUGAAUAUAAAAUCCUGGUGGAUAAAACUAACCUGGAAAACUGCCGGCAGGAUGAAACUGUCGUGAUAGAGUUGGACUAUCCACACUGUAUUGGAUUAAAGGAUAAAAUCAGACUGUACCGUGAACCUGUCAAGCCUGGGUUGGGUCGAGCUCAGUAUGUUGGAGAGCAACGUGUAGUUCCGGGAGAUAAAGCUGUUCUCUUCCCUUGUUCUCUGUUCAACAUUACACAAGACUUCAUGUUCUGCUUCCAUUAUAUUUCUACCUCGGAGAAUGGGAAGGUUUCUCUUGUGACAGAUUCCUGCUCCAGGCAAAGCAAAGGUAGCUGGGAGAGCUGGAGCUCCUGGUCCCAGUGCUCUGUAAGCUGUGGAGCAGGUUCAAGAUCUAGGUUCAGGUUCUGCAGUUCACAAUAUCAGUGUAAGGGAGAUAGGGUUAGUAGUGAACCUUGUAACCUGGCAGAGUGCUUCUCCCAGUCUACUCCUACAUAUAGAGAAGAGACGACAGUUGGAGCAACCCGUCCUAUUCCUAGUUCUCCAUGUUCUUGUGGAUGCACGUUCAUUCUACACUCCCAGGAUACAGAGGAGAAAACAGUCCGAGAUAUUCAUGUAGUUUCAGGAUUAUGCAAGCAAUCUCUGAUAACCUGGACACUCAGGGUGUCUCUGGGAAAAGUUCUCCUGCUGAACCUGACCUCCCCUAGUCUAUCCUGUCCAGGACUUAUUCUCAACCUCCGGGACGGAGUAAAGGAGGAGAACCCUCUCCUUUAUCAGUCAGUGAUGGAGGGGUACCCCGAGAAACUCUUUAAUUCGUCCCUGAACACGGUUCGAUUUGAGCUGAGAGCUGGAGGGUUGGUGGAGAAUUUAUUCGAGUGUUUUGCUGAGUUUAUGGUUCAAGUUACAAUUACAGACAAAGUUGUCAGAACGAACACAGUCUUUGAAGAAAGUUGGUAUUAUCUUUCCCAAGCUAUAAAUCUGCUCAGUCCCGUGGUGGUGGUUAUAGUUCUAGUUUUUCUAGUUCUACUCUGUACCCUGAUCAUGGUGUCUGACUAUGUAGUGAAGAAGGCCAGGUACUCCAGGUGGAAAGCAAGACCGGAGUCGGGGUUCAAUUCUCCAGAGCAUAGUUGUCACACCUACCUUCCUCAGGGUCUACCUUAUACCUCUCUCUCUACUAUCUCCGAAUAUAUUCCGCUCUCAGUGGAGAACGAAGAUAACAACCUAGAGCUUGAAGGUCAGGAACCAGUUUCUCCGGUGAAACGAAGACGGAGAAGAUUGCUAAGAAGACGUGAGACACUAUCGGAUUGGUGUAUUAAUAAGAGAAGUGAAAUUAGAAAAUCAUCUCUCCCUGGUAAGAUAAAACUGUAUCGCACUGUAUCAGUGAAGGACUCGGUUGACUCCCCGCGACCAACUAUAUCAGUUUCUGACAUGAAACCUAAAGAAAAGCGUGCCGCACCACGGCGAGAACGAAAACAAAGAUAUUCUUCUCAAAGUUUGGCAAGUUCUUGCUCCAGUGAUACUAGAUCUAGUCGGGGAGUAGAGAUGGAUCGAUCAGGAUCGGAGAUGACGCUUCGUCCUUCUCAUUCAGUCUCAGGGUUCUCUUGUAACUCUGUAGAGCAGGAGAUGGAAUACGAUCUUUAUGAUUGUGAUAUCGGGAAUGUGAUGGCUGCUCCAGGUUCAAUGUUUGCUCCGGCAUACUGGGAUUGUGACACAACACCAACUCUGGACCUGGAGCUAACCCAGCUCUUCCCGAAGGAUGAAGAUGAGGUUGAGUUACGGGAAGUUGGUGGACGAGGACAUCUUGCAACAAGUAUAACCUCGGAUUUAACCUCAAGUAUUAGCUCUGCUGUAUCCAGGAGCACAUUAGUGGGAGAGGAUGAUAAACUAGACCUGGAGGAGAUCAAUGAAACCAGUACACUUCUCCGGGCUAACAAGGAGCUAGAUACGUCCUGCUACUACAGUGGAGAUGAAUCUGAACCCUGUCUGCGAACCCCAACCAAGAAGAGAAAUGAAAACCUUUUAAAUAUUCAGCAUGUUAAUGAAAUAUCCUUUGUAGACGAUUGAUCCCCAGCUUAGAGCUUAGUUAAUGAUAAAUCAUGUUAAAAGAUAGAAUGCUGUCUUAUCAUUUAAAUUAUGGAUGAAUGUAAACCUUUAAAAAUAUGCUUCAAAAAAAAAUUAAACAAUA
Messenger RNA from Eurytemora carolleeae, 4055 nucleotides. RefSeq lists its product as uncharacterized. The transcript is spliced from 11 exons. NCBI's taxonomy places the organism in Eukaryota, Metazoa, Arthropoda, Copepoda, Calanoida, Temoridae. The coding region runs from base 1169 to 3934 and encodes 921 amino acids. The record is from RefSeq and is a predicted model, not a curated record. Gene Ontology annotation, cellular component: cell periphery.